Ornithorhynchus anatinus (platypus) is the source of this 1116-nucleotide messenger RNA. Its product is annotated as BTB/POZ domain-containing protein 16-like. The transcript is spliced from 10 exons. The coding region runs from base 170 to 1006 and encodes 278 amino acids. Gene Ontology annotation, molecular function: protein binding. The record is from RefSeq and is a predicted model, not a curated record. Lineage: Eukaryota; Metazoa; Chordata; Mammalia; Monotremata; Ornithorhynchidae.
UCCAACAGUGUGUCACCGGCGUUAUCAGCGCAAGCAAAUUGGGCUCACCAAUCGCUGGAACUUUUCAGAAAUAUUUCCGGGUGAUCUGUUGGGACUUGCCCAGGACUACAAGUCAACACAAGUUUUCCUUAAUGAGUCGCUAAAGGCUAUUCUGACAGAUGAAACGCCGAUGGCCCUCAGUGAGGACCUGGAGCCCCAGGACCUAAGCCCUGAAGCCCCGUUUCCAAGCACCUUCCUGCCACCCCUGCCAGAGACGAAGACCAGCAAAGAACUCGUCGCUGAGACCAAUUCACCCUGUCAACAUUUAACUGUCACCCCAAAUGAUUUGCUGGGCUCUUACAUCCAGAAGGUUACACAAGGAAGAGAGCCAGAUGUAAUCCUAGAGUGCCUGGGGUUUUCCUGGGAAUUGCACCGGGCUUACCUGUGCAAGUCCGAAACACUGUCCAAGCUUUUCACCUGGGCCAUGGCCCGUGCCAACCCACAUGACCUGGAAAGCCUGAAUAGACACAGGAAAGCUGGAGCCAAACUCUCAAGGACAAUUACUGGGAAAGACAGAGAAGACAAAGAAAAAACCAAAACAAGGAAAAUAAAAAUAUCAUUGGAGAUUCAUGACCCACUUAUCACUAAAAUAGCAUUUGCUGUUGCCCUCAAGAAUCUCUACAGCAUUGAGUUGGACGUGAGCAUGGAAGAUGUCCUGGGAGUCAUGGCAGCCGCCUCAGUCCUGGAGUUCCCGAGCCUCUUUCAAAAGUGUGUGAUCAUGAUGAAGAAUGGGAUUUGCUCAGCCACCAUUUACAGUUUUUAUUCUGCUGGUUGCAAGUUCAAGCAGGAGUUGCUUGUCAAUGCCUGCGAGAGGUGGCUAGAAGUGAAUUUGGUCCCUCAGCUUGGGCGUCAAAUCCAUCUCCGGAAACUCUCGCAAGAGCUGCUCCAGAAGGUCCUCAGGUCUUCCAGCAUCUGGUGGCAGCCACUGUCCUGUGAAAAUGGAUCGCUGAAGGUUGUUUACCUUUAGUGAGUUCUACCUUCUGAGGACCACGCUUUUCUGGGUUUUUCUGCAGCUGAAUCCCCAAAUCACCUAAUUCCGAAUUAUGAAAGUGUCUUGCCUAUUUCAACAGGUAACUU